Molecule: messenger RNA, 674 nt
Organism: Lagenorhynchus albirostris (white-beaked dolphin)
Lineage: Eukaryota; Metazoa; Chordata; Mammalia; Artiodactyla; Delphinidae
Gene: SOD1
Product: superoxide dismutase 1
Exons: 5
Coding region: 110-571 (153 amino acids)
Biological process (GO): removal of superoxide radicals
Cellular component (GO): nucleus; mitochondrion; peroxisome
Molecular function (GO): superoxide dismutase activity; copper ion binding
Source: RefSeq, a predicted model, not a curated record
GCCGCGGCUCGGCGCGGUGCUGCGUCCUCGGUUUGCGUUGGCGUCCUCGGCGGGGUUUCCCGCUUCUUCUCUGGUCUUCGCAGUGGACCGGAGCGCGUCCCCGUGAGUCAUGGUGACGAAGGCCGUAUGCGUGCUGAAGGGCGACGGCCCGGUGCAGGGUACUAUCCACUUCGAACAAAAGGAAGAUGGGACGGUCGUGGUAUCGGGAUCCAUUACAGGAUUGACUGAAGGCGAUCAUGGAUUCCAUGUCCAUCAAUUUGGAGAUAAUACACAAGGCUGUACCAGUGCAGGUCCUCACUUUAACCCUCUAUCCAAAAAACACGGUGGGCCAGAGGAUGAAGAGAGGCAUGUUGGAGACCUGGGCAAUGUGAAGGCUGACCCGAAUGGUGUGGCCGAAGUGCGUAUUGAAGAUUCCGUAAUCUCACUCUGUGGAGACCAUUCCAUCAUUGGCCGCACAAUGGUGGUCCAUGAAAAACCAGAUGACUUGGGCAGAGGUGGAAAUGAAGAAAGUACAAAGACAGGGAACGCUGGAAGUCGUUUGGCCUGUGGUGUAAUUGGGAUCGCCCAAUAAACAUUCCCUAGGAGGUGGUCUUGAGUCCUAGUAACGCAUAUGUUAUCUUGCUAGUUGUAGAAAUUUAACUAGAGAAACAUUAAACACCGUAACCUUAAAAGUG